Messenger RNA from Cucurbita moschata (crookneck pumpkin), 1562 nucleotides. Its product is annotated as polyadenylate-binding protein-interacting protein 9-like. Lineage: Eukaryota; Viridiplantae; Streptophyta; Magnoliopsida; Cucurbitales; Cucurbitaceae. The record is from RefSeq and is a predicted model, not a curated record. Gene Ontology annotation, molecular function: RNA binding. The coding region runs from base 413 to 1330 and encodes 305 amino acids. The transcript has 10 exons.
GGGGGAGAAACACACCUCUUCACUAACUUUUAAGAGCGAUCCAAAUCCGAAGAGGAAUAAACCCUACGAGAGUUUGGCGUUAAUAGGCGAAACCCAAAUCCCAAUUCCUAUUCUCGAUCAUUCCAUCAAGAGCCCUAGAUCACAUUCUCUGUUUUUCUUUUAAAAAAUCCUUUCUUUUUGCUUCACCUCCUUCCAUUUCUGGCCUCUCUCAAAUGGGUUCUCUUUAUACUUUCUUUUAAUGCCAAUUGGUGUUUAUCCGAGUGGUGGGAAUUUACGGAUGGACUGAGAGACCUUCUCCACUUCAAUUUUGUUUGCUAAUUUACUUUGUACUUUGUAUAUUACAUUAACAUAUACAUAUAUACUUUACAUUUCUAUUUUCAAUUCGGUUUUUUGGCAUCUGGGUGUUGAUUCUAUGGCUGUGGUUGCUGACGAUUCCACUGAGGUAGCGGCUGCCAAGAAUUUUGAUCCGGAGAUGAAACCCAAAUCAGAAUUUGAUGCUCAUAAGCUUGCUGAAAUGUUUAGCAAUUUGAACCCUUUGGCUAAGGAGUUCUUUCCUUCCUCUUACUCUCAUCAUGAUCGCCCAGAUUUUCAAUUUUAUUAUCACAACUAUAAUCGAUCCUCCAUGAAAAACUUUCAGCCCGCCGAUCAACUGUUGCACAAUGAUAACGAUCGCAGGAGAAGAAAUGACAAUAAUAACCAGGGGAGAAGAAGAAUGAAUAAUAGAUCUAUCAGAGCUCAGCAAGAGGAAAGUGUAAUGAGGACUGUUUAUGUCUCUGAUAUUGAUAAGGAUGUCUCUGAAGAGGAGCUUGCCAAGGUAUUCAGGGAGUAUUGUGGAUAUGUUAAUGAUUGCCGAAUUUGUGGCGACCCCCAUUCAGUUCUUCGUUUCGCGUUUGUGGAGUUCGCUAAUGAACCUAGUGCUAGAGCAGCCACGGGGCUGAGCGGGACGAUGGUGGGGUCGUAUCCGAUUAAGGUAUUGCCUUCAAAAACUGCCAUUCUUCCUGUGAAUCCUACCUUUCUUCCCAAGUCAAAUGAUGAAUGGGAUAUGUGUACCAGGACUAUCUACUGCACAAAUAUAGAUAAGAAGGUAUCUCAGAUUGAAGUUAAGAAUUUCUUUGAAACAUCUUGUGGUGAGGUAACUCGCUUGAGGUUGUUGGGUGAUCAGUUGCAUUCGACCCGUAUUGCGUUUGUCGAGUUUGCUAUGGCAGAGACUGCUCUCCAAGCCCUCAACUGCAGUGGCAUGAUCUUGGGUACUCAGCCAAUCAGGGUAAGUCCUUCGAAGACGCCUGUUAGGCCACGAGUUACUCGCCCGGGAAGCAUUAAGCCAUCGUAGUAGAAGGCAAAUAUUCUCCAAUAUCAGUGUUGAGAAGUUGGCUAGUUUCUUGGCUGAACUUGUUUAUAACUCUUCUUCAAUUAUAGUUCAUUUGGCUGAGUUCCAAUCUUUGACAAUUAUUUCCCUCCCCGACAAGUUCUGUCUUAGUUUUUUCUUUCGAUCGCUACUAGUUAAUGUUAAUGUUGUUGGAGUUGUUACUAUGUUAUGCAUUACUUUCAUCUCUUGAGUUUUA